This is a messenger RNA of Cuscuta epithymum, 887 nucleotides long. Lineage: Eukaryota; Viridiplantae; Streptophyta; Magnoliopsida; Solanales; Convolvulaceae. The record is from the annotation of a GenBank genome assembly.
CGGGUUUGUCAAAAAUUUCUGCCCGACACCUUCUGGAACACAUACCCGACCGGGUAUGGUGGUAUACCCGACCGGGUUUGUCAAAAAUAUCUUCCAGACACUUUCUGGAACACAUACCCGACCGGGUAUGGUGGUACACCCGACCGGGUUUGUCAAAAAAAAAUUCUGCCCGAACCCACUGGAACUUAUACCCGAUCGGGUAUAGUAUGUUACCCGACCGGGUACACCUCGAAGUGUUCGUCAAAUGAAAAAGUUGUCUUCAUGAAAGUUGUAGAUAUUUUCAUUGUCUAAAUGAUGGAAUUUGAAUCGAACGAUUUGGUUAAGUAUGUGAAGAGAUAUGAUCAAAACGGUGAGACAGUGUCAAUCUAUAUCCCAACUGCGAACGUCAACCAUAAUUGGGGGAUUUUGCCCACUUUAAGGACAUGAUUUCGCAUUAUGUUCUUCGUAGGAUUGGUCGGUAUGUUAGAGAGGUAUCUUACAUGGUUUAUAAAUGUAGGAACACUAAAGAUUAAUGGGAGAUGUGCGAGAAUCCUCAUCGAUACCGGGGCGCAACGAUCAUUUGUGAGUGAGGCAUUCGCCGGGGGAUUCAACGCACCCCUGGUACCGAUGGAUCAAGCCCUAUUGGUAUCCACACCCCUAGGGGAAGACAUCGAGAGAGAUAGCCACUAUCCAUCGUGUGAGGUGGAAGUGGAGGGCCAAAACUUGUCGUGUGAUUUCGUGCCGCUGAGUAUGAUUGAGUUCGAUGCAAUCCUGGGGAUGGAUUGGCUUGAGAAGCAUCAUGCUAGGGUCGAUUGUUACACGAAAGUACUUGAACUCGAAGGCAAUGAAGGGGUAACCUUACGCUUCGAGGGGGAUAGGGCAAAAUCCAAUAGUUGUAUCAUAUCCGC